AUGGCUCAGCACCAAGUCUAUAUUUGGAUCGGCAUCGAGUCGAUAUUUGAACUAGCAUCAAUACAUUUAAACGGAUCGGUCGUAUGUCAAGUGGCAAACCGUAAAUCAAAGGAACUCGGCAUCAAAUCAUCGAGAUGUCCAUUGUUACGAGUUGUCAUCAUCCGCACCAGCUCGACAUUGUAUCUUCUCACGAGUCGUCACCUUCUGCAAGCAGCUCGGCUUCAUCGUCAUCUAACGACUUGGCGUCUCCUUCCAACGGGGUGGAUCACUCUCUUCUACGGCUCGAACUCCUCUUCCUCACGGUUCGACAUCACUUCCUUCUACGGAUCGACAUCACAUCGAGAAGACGAAUCAACAUUACUCUACAAAUGGAUCGGGAUCAUGACAACGACAACGAGCAGCUCGGCAGCUCAAAGUCAUGGCUCGGCUCUCUGUUAA
Molecule: messenger RNA, 438 nt
Organism: Arabis nemorensis
Lineage: Eukaryota; Viridiplantae; Streptophyta; Magnoliopsida; Brassicales; Brassicaceae
Source: the annotation of a GenBank genome assembly